Molecule: messenger RNA, 1993 nt
Organism: Anguilla rostrata (American eel)
Lineage: Eukaryota; Metazoa; Chordata; Actinopteri; Anguilliformes; Anguillidae
Product: nodal homolog
Exons: 2
Coding region: 531-1406 (291 amino acids)
Cellular component (GO): extracellular region
Molecular function (GO): cytokine activity; growth factor activity
Source: RefSeq, a predicted model, not a curated record
AUUCUGUAUAUUUAUUUAGCUAUCUACGCAUAUCCUAAUCAAGUCGUAUAAUCUUCGAAGCUGUUCGUGUAUAUAUAUUUCAGCCAAUGUUAAAAUUCAGAUUCCAAAUCACCACGGUGCGUUUUUACGCACGUUUACGUACGGCUAUCCUGUAGAAUUCGAGCUGGUGCAGUCCUGUUUCAGGUGGAUGGUGUUUGUAUUCGGGCUGCUUGUGUGUGUAAAAUGUAGACAGCGAUAGGGGCCUCAAUACAUGUCAUUUAUCCACAUAUCCACUCUAGUGGCGAUUAUGGAUUAUAUCCUCCCUGGUUGCACUGGCUUGAAUAGUAGGUUUCUCAACCUUGUGCGCACGAUUGUUUUGUUAUUUUUUUGUUUGUUCCUAUUAUGAAUACUAAAUGUAAGUUAGGUUAAAUGCAGACACAGCUGAGGCUGAUUCUGCAGCAGCUUUUACUGAGCCUGUUUCUAACCCUCUGCUGUGUCUUUUUUAUCCAGGUUGCUUCCAGGUGGGGGAGAGGUGGACAAUCACCUUCGACAUGUCCGCCAUAUCGGCGAGGGACAGCGUCCAGCUGUCGGAGCUCCGCGUGCACCUGCCAGAGUUUUCCGCCGCCAAGCGCGUGACCGUGGACGUGUACCACUCCCUCAGGCAGGUCUGCGGGCACGCGGGGCCCUGCCGAGAGGAGCGCCUCCUGCUGGGCAGCUUCGGCGCAGUGCCGGGCGCCACCGAGUCGGCCUGGAAAGUCUUCAACGUGACGGGCAUAAUCCAGGCCUGGCUGCGCCGGCAACGAGGGGGGGCCACGGCAGCCGGUCGGGAGGGCGAGCGGGACGAGGGGCGGGGCGGGAAGGUCCAGCACCCGACGGCCAACCGGGUCAUGAUGGUGGUGUUCUCCAAGCAGACCGCGCCUCGCGACGGGCAGCGGGCGCCGACGCUCAUCCGCGCGGUGGAGAGCUCCAAGUACGUGGCCCAGGAGCGGCCGUCCGGCAGGGAGCCCGCGGGCCGCCGGCACAAGAGGGACCGCAGCGGCGGCAGGGAGAGCGUGCGGGCGGCGGGGGGCGCCGCGGCCGGCUCCUCCGCCGCCGCCUCCGAGCCUGGCCGGGGCACGCUCUGCCGGAGGGUGGACAUGUGGGUGGACUUCGACCAGAUCGGCUGGAACCAGUGGAUCGUGUACCCCAAGCGCUACAACGCCUUCCGCUGCCAGGGCGAGUGCCCCAGCCCCGUGGACGAGGACUUCAAGCCCACCAACCACGCCUACAUGCAGAGCUUGCUGAGGAUGCAUCACCCGUCGAGAGUGCCGUGCCCGUCCUGCGUGCCCACGCGGCUCAGCCCCCUCUCCAUGCUGUACUACGAGGACGGCGAGGUGGUGAUGCGGCACCACGAGGACAUGGUGGUGGAGGAGUGCGGCUGCCACUGAGCGCGCCCCGCGACGGCCCGGUAUCGGCCCAACUGCAAAAAAAAAAAAAAGCCAACGCGUCGCCGUCGGCCCAGCGCUGGCCCAGCGGCGCGCGCCGCCUCUGCGUUGCCUAGGCGACCGGCCCGCGUGUCUGCCUCACGGCUCAGAGACUCCCAGACAGGAACGCCGCUCUGAGGCCACGGGGAGGAGAAACGAAUCGAAAUACGUCUUUGUAUUUUUACAAACGUGUUUAAAUCUACCUGCAUUGCAUUUGGUACUUCAUACGAGCUCUUUUGACUUGUAUCGGAUAAACGGAUAAAGUUCGACAACCUUAAUGCACUGAUAUUUAAGAUUUAAGUUUGCCAUGUGGAUGUGUAGUAAAAAUAUAUCAUUUUAUAAAUGUCAAGACCUAAUGCAUCACAUUUGUCACAUUACUUGGAGAGAUCACAGCCAACUAGGUUUGAGAUGAAUGUACUUGCUUGCCCCGUUUCUGAAUGUAGCCUUUUAAAAGAGCACCUACCUAGUCAAAGUUAUAGUUUUAUACAGGUACUUAUGAUGUAUACACAGUUCUAUUUUUGUAAAGUGAUCAUGUGAGAAAUUAAUUUAAU